Messenger RNA from Balaenoptera musculus (blue whale), 1545 nucleotides. RefSeq names its product ubiquitin C-terminal hydrolase L5 (gene UCHL5). Bases 135 to 1124 code for a protein of 329 amino acids. The record is from RefSeq and is a predicted model, not a curated record. NCBI's taxonomy places the organism in Eukaryota, Metazoa, Chordata, Mammalia, Artiodactyla, Balaenopteridae. The transcript is spliced from 11 exons. Gene Ontology annotation, molecular function: proteasome binding; cysteine-type deubiquitinase activity. Gene Ontology annotation, cellular component: Ino80 complex; cytoplasm. Gene Ontology annotation, biological process: ubiquitin-dependent protein catabolic process; protein deubiquitination.
CUGUCGGGAAGUAGGCGGGGUGACGUGAGGUUGACGAGCCAGCGGCGGGUUUGCAGAGCUCAGUGGCCGGAGGCGGCUGGAUUGGGGGGGGUGCCGGAGCCGGAGGUGGAGCGGGGCGGCGUGUGGCCGGGGCCAUGACGGGCAAUGCUGGGGAGUGGUGCCUCAUGGAAAGCGACCCCGGGGUCUUCACCGAGCUCAUUAAAGGAUUCGGUUGCCGAGGAGCCCAAGUAGAAGAAAUAUGGAGUUUAGAGCCUGAGAAUUUUGAAAAAUUAAAGCCAGUUCAUGGGCUGAUUUUUCUUUUCAAGUGGCAGCCAGGAGAAGAACCAGCAGGCUCUGUGGUUCAGGACUCCAGACUUGACACGAUAUUCUUUGCCAAGCAGGUAAUUAAUAAUGCUUGUGCUACUCAAGCCAUAGUAAGUGUGUUAUUGAACUGUACCCAUCAAGAUGUCCAUUUAGGAGACACAUUAUCAGAGUUUAAAGAAUUUUCACAAAGCUUUGAUGCAGCUAUGAAAGGUUUGGCACUGAGUAAUUCGGAUGUGAUUCGACAAGUACACAACAGUUUCGCCAGACAGCAAAUGUUUGAAUUUGAUGCAAAGACAUCAGCAAAAGAAGAAGAUGCUUUUCACUUUGUCAGUUAUGUUCCUGUUAAUGGAAGACUGUAUGAAUUAGAUGGAUUAAGAGAAGGACCGAUUGAUUUAGGUGCAUGCAAUCAAGAUGAUUGGAUUAGCGCAGUGAGGCCCGUCAUAGAAAAAAGGAUACAAAAGUACAGUGAAGGUGAAAUUCGAUUUAACUUAAUGGCCAUUGUGUCUGACAGAAAAAUGAUAUAUGAACAGAAGAUAGCAGAGUUACAAAGACAACUUGCUGAGGAGGAACCCAUGGAUACAGAUCAGGGUAAUAACAUGUUAAGUGCUAUUCAGUCAGAGGUUGCCAAAAAUCAGAUGCUUAUUGAAGAAGAAGUACAGAAAUUAAAAAGAUAUAAGAUUGAAAAUAUCAGAAGGAAGCAUAAUUAUCUGCCGUUCAUUAUGGAAUUGUUAAAGACUUUAGCAGAACACCAGCAGUUAAUACCACUAGUAGAAAAGGCAAAAGAAAAACAGAAUGCAAAGAAAGCACAGGAAACCAAAUGAAGAAGAAGAUGCUUUGGGAUGUGUACACAUUUCUGCUUCUGCACUUACUUUCAAGGAAACCAUUAAGUAUAAAGAACUUUGAGCAACAUCCUAAUCGACUCAGCGCACGUUUGGCAAUAGUCCCAGUCUGUCUCGUCUUCAAUGCAUGGAUUCAUAACCUCUCCCUGCCUGCAUCAUGUGCAUGUGGUGCAUAUUAAAUAAAAGUGGUGUUCAGAGCGCUUGCCCAAAUCCUAUUAUAUGACAUUGGAUCUGAGAACUCCUGUUGGUUCUCUGGAUAGAUAACUACCGUAAUGAACCGUAAUGAACUACCAUAAUGAAAAUGGACAGAUGAUAUUCUCUACCUGUAAUUGCUAUAAUUAAUCUUCCAAUCUUCCAGCUUGGUUAAAUGCUUAAAAUUUAUAAAUGUCAGAUCUUGAUUAAA